This is a messenger RNA of Cydia amplana, 1091 nucleotides long. It is a transcript of the gene MED27, whose product is annotated as mediator of RNA polymerase II transcription subunit 27. Gene Ontology annotation, molecular function: transcription coactivator activity. Gene Ontology annotation, cellular component: mediator complex. Lineage: Eukaryota; Metazoa; Arthropoda; Insecta; Lepidoptera; Tortricidae. The transcript has a single exon. The record is from RefSeq and is a predicted model, not a curated record. Gene Ontology annotation, biological process: regulation of transcription by RNA polymerase II. The coding region runs from base 51 to 953 and encodes 300 amino acids.
AUGGACGGUGUUUGCUUGCGAAAUUAUAAAGAUUGUGUUUAUAGAACAAAAUGAAUCAAACUCUAAAUGUGGACCAGCUGAAUUCGGCACUUAAUUCGCUUCGAACGUUACGCUCAAGCGUCAGCCAUGUUUUCGAAACGCUAUCAAAUGGCUUGCGAGCCGACCACGGCGAAGAUGGUAAAGAUAAAUUCCUUUUGGAGCUGCAAGAACUUCUGAACAAUGUAAAUAUUAACUUGAGGGAUUUAGAUCAGACUGUAAACGGCCUCCCGGUGCCUACAACACUCACAUUAAAUUUGGGGAACACGACGUACCUCAGCCAAGAAACUACACAAGAACGUCAAGCGUACUACACGCAGUUAGUCAACAGCUACAAAUGGACUGACAAAGUGCACGAGUACAGUUCCUUCGCCCACACAUUGUUAAGCCAGAACUCUCUAAAACGCUCGUACAUAAACUCCGGCAACACCAAGAGACGCGGCAAACUACAAAGCAACCAUAACGUAGCGCCAGUCCAGGUCGAUCAAGUCAUCAAUAACAUCGAUAGAUCCUACAGUGACAUGAAAAUAACUAUCUCCCGCCCGUUCGCGAGCAACGCCGUUGUCCAAAUCAAUUUGAGUCAUGUUUUAAAAGCUGUUGUUGCCUUUAAAGGGCUGCUCAUGGAAUGGGUGAUGGUAAAAGGGUACGGUGAAACACUAGAUUUGUGGACGGAGUCCCGACACCAUGUCUUUAGGAAGGUAACAGAGAAUGCUCAUGCAGCUAUGCUUCAUUUUUACUCUCCAACACUGCCGGACUUAGCGGUGCGCUCAUUCAUGACAUGGCUGCAUAGUUAUGUGAACCUGUUCAGUGAACCUUGUAAGAGAUGCUCAUGCCACCUGCACCACACCUCGUUGCUGCCGCCGGCGUGGCGCGACUUCCGCACGCUGGAACCGUUCCACGAUGAAUGCAAACAAUAGUCUUUGUGGUAUUGAACGAGAGAGUUGGGAAAAGACUUAUGUUGUGUGAACUCUCGUUCAAUAUAAGAAUAUGUAAAGUGUAAUGAGGGGACUGUGUAACUACCAGCAGGAUUGUGAUUAUACUGUUCCAGUUCAUAA